This is a messenger RNA of Botrytis porri, 621 nucleotides long. RefSeq lists its product as uncharacterized. The record is from RefSeq and is a predicted model, not a curated record. Lineage: Eukaryota; Fungi; Ascomycota; Leotiomycetes; Helotiales; Sclerotiniaceae. Bases 1 to 621 code for a protein of 206 amino acids. The transcript is spliced from 3 exons.
AUGAAGCCAGCAGAGAGGAAGGAAGAAACACUCACCCCCGUGAUCAUGGAUGGUCCACCAGCUAUUCAAUACCAGAGCAGGAUUCCCUUUGAUUUUAAUUACUAUGGAGAUUUCUACUUCACCUCCAUGACUGAUCGCGCGAUUAGGAUCAGAGAGAUACGCUUCGCCAAAACUGGAAGGGCAAUUCACAAGCCCGGUAGAAGAGGUGGCAAGAUGGUUAGCUACCAGAGAACGGGUCCGUUUAGAUUCAUGGACUUGCCAACCGAAGUUCGAACAAUUACAUUUCAAUUGCUCGCCUCUGUUAUUCUCCAUCUUGACCCUGAAUCAAAAACUUUUAUCAAUUCUAUCUCUAUCGGACGUGGUUCAAUAUGGAAAUCAGAGUACAAAGAAACUUACGGAAUGGGAUUUGAGAAAUGGCUGGAGAAUAUGGAUGCUUUCAGGCGCCAAUUCUUGUCCAAGAAAGAAGCGAAACAAUAUUCAGUGUUUGUUAAAGAAGCAAAUGAAUUUGUAUACAUUCAUGAAGACCACCCAAAUAGAAACGGAUAUUAUAUGGGAAAUUUCAACGUAGAUCAUGCCUCAAUGCCCGACUCGGAUUUUCUCGACUGGGUAGAUCUUAAUUAG